ACAACAUUUUUUAAAUGUAUUUUUUUACAAUUUGUCAAAAACGCUGUCCACUCUGUGUUACAGAAUAUAAUUUUGGAAACAGAAACCUGUAUGGAGAUCAAAUGUUUCAUCGAUGAAUACAUUUGCUGAAUUUCGGCCAAAAUCUUGCUCCAUCUUUUCCCACAGCCGACCACUGGGCUUCCUGUCGUCACCACAUUUGGUAGUGGGUGGAAACGCCAACCGGAUGCUUCACAUUUAUACAUCCGGUGAAAUAUCUGGCUCAUUGUUCAAUCUGUGUUUGGAUCACCUGUCAGGGAGCUAGCUUUAGGAGGUUAGCUUCUCCAUACCCACUUGCCCAGACACGGGAGUGGCAUUUUGGCAAUGGAUUCGCUUUUGAAUAUAAGCGCCUUAUAUGUCUCAAUCUAUGCGGACAGAUACCUCAGUAACUUCAUGGCUUUACCUGCGGGCAUAAAAGACACGCUGCUACGAAUCAUGUCAUCACAGGGCACGGUGACCGACCUAAACAUCAGCCAGAACCAACUCCUGCACACUUCCUACUGUGUUUGCCCUCAGCUGAUGCAUCUUGGGACACACAAGCUGGACAUGGUGAACUGCAGAGUGUCUGACUCCGCCCUGCAACAGAUCCGCUGUCCGCAGCUCCGGAUGAUCCUUCUACGGGGCCACCCCAGCAUCACCUCAGAUGGUGUGAGGGCCCUGGCGGCCUCCUGCCCAGGCCUGCAGGUCGUGGACCUGACUGAGUGUGCUGCAGUGACCGAUGAAGGGGUCCUGGCGCUGGCCCACGGCUGCAGUUCGCUGGAGGUCCUCUCCCUCUGGGGCUGCUCUGCUGUGGGAGACGCCGCCCUGCUGGCACUGGCAGGAAACUGCAGGCUUCUCCAUAGCCUCAAUCUCUCGGGAACCCAGGUUACAGAUGAGGGUAUCAUUGGGCUGGCUACUGCACCGUGCUCUAAUAGUUUGAAGGAACUCCAGUUGGCCCGAUGUCGUAACCUGACAGGCAAGGCAGUGAGGGCUGUCCUUACAAACUGCCCCAACGUCCGAAUCUUUACCUUCGACGGAUGUCCUCUCAUCACUGAUCAAGAGGCCCUGCAUAACCUUUUAGACCCAGAUAAGUUCCAACAGGUGUCAUGGACAGUGUACUGAGGGAAAAGUUACCCAUAAAUGCAGACCUAGGAACAGAUUACCCUACCCACAAUCCUUAACCUACCCAUUAGAUUAUCUGACCCUGGAUCAAGGCGUUAGGAGCAACUUGUACUUACUCCAAGGGAGCACUGAAGAGGAUGACAGGAGGAGGGAUGGAAAGAAUAGACACACCAACUCCUUAAAAUUAUCGAAGCUUCUGGGACCAAAGUGACUGAGCUAGGCUAAUGGUUGUUAUUUACAGUCCGGUCUCAGUAAAUCUUAGCUUUGUAGUGUGAUUAUCAUCAGUAACAGUGGUUGAAGAUCAAACCUUGAUAGUUAGUUGGAUGUGCUGCUCAGUGUUGUAUUCUCUGUCAAUUUUUGCAAUUUAUACACAGAAAAACAUUUCAUAUUUAUUUAUUCUCUAACAUUUAUUUUUUGUAAAUGCACUUAGGACAUUCUUUUCACUGUACUUCAUUUGAGAUGUACUUGCUGUAAUCUGGUUGUUUGCACGCAGCACCCUGUCCUUGAUUUAGAAAUUGUUACUCAGUUUUUGUUGUAAAAAGUAGUGAUACAAUCUUACAUUUGGAAAUAAAUAAUAUGUUGGA
Messenger RNA from Salmo salar (Atlantic salmon), 1721 nucleotides. Lineage: Eukaryota; Metazoa; Chordata; Actinopteri; Salmoniformes; Salmonidae. The record is from RefSeq and is a predicted model, not a curated record.